Molecule: messenger RNA, 1894 nt
Organism: Meloidogyne enterolobii
Lineage: Eukaryota; Metazoa; Nematoda; Chromadorea; Rhabditida; Meloidogynidae
Source: the annotation of a GenBank genome assembly
GGAAUUCUUUCUCAAUAUGCCGUCUGAUGCAAAAAAGCAACGGGAUAAAGCCAAAAAAGACAAGGAGAAAGCUGCCUCAAAACAACGUGGAGGAAAAAAGGGUGGAACAAAUUCAGAACAAAAUGCAGUUGAAGACGGAUUGAAUGACAACAAAAUUGAAGAAAAUGGAAUUUCUCAAGCAGAAAUGGAUGCCGUUACGGACGUUUUGCAUCGUGUUGAAUUAGAAAAUGCUAAAGCUCGUGCAGUUGCUGGCGUUUUAACUUCACAGGAAAGAAGCAUAAAUUUAAAAAUUGAUCAACUGACAAUUACUUUUCAUGGACGGGAAAUUGUGACGGAUACAACACUUGAAAUAAAUAUGGGACGAAGAUAUGGGUUGAUUGGACUUAAUGGAAGUGGCAAAUCUUCAUUAAUGCAAGCAAUUUUCUUACGCGAAAUGCCUAUCCCCGAUCAUAUCGACAUGUUUCUUGUUAGUCGAGAAAUGGCGGCAGUGGAUUUGCCUGCACUCCAAGCUGUUAUUAAUGUUGAUAAAGAACGUAUUGCGUUAGAAAAACAAGCGGAAGAAUUGGCUGCUUAUGCUGAUGAAGAAUCCCAAACAAAAUUGUUGGAUAUUUAUGAAAGAUUGGAUGAAAUGGAUGCAGACAAAGCCGAAGUUAAAGCUGCUGAAAUUCUUCAUGGACUUGGGUUUACCCGUCAGAUGAUGCAAAAACGUUGCAAAGAUUUUUCUGGUGGAUGGAGAAUGAGAAUUGCAUUGGCACGCGCUUUAUAUUUAAAACCUUCAUUGCUUUUACUGGAUGAACCUACUAAUCAUUUGGAUUUGGAUGCUUGUGUAUGGUUAGAAUCUGAACUUUCAAAGUAUAAACGUUCUUUGUUGAUUAUAUCCCACUCACAAGAUUUUAUGAAUAAUGUUUGUACAAAUGUGAUUCAUUUGUUUCAGAAGAAGUUGAUUUAUUACACUGGUAAUUAUGAUACUUUCAUCAAAACUCGUUUGGAACUACUCGAAAAUCAAGCAAAACGGUACAAAUGGGAGCAAGAACAAAUUAAACAUAUGAAGGAAUACGUUGCUCGUUUUGGUCACGGAAGUGCUAAAUUGGCAAGACAAGCACAAAGCAAAGAAAAAACAAUGGCAAAGAUGAUUGCUGGUGGUUUAACAGAAAAAGUUGUUUUGGAACAAACAAAACAAUUUUACUUUUUCGAGCCUGAUAAUAUUCCACCACCUGUGAUUAUGGUACAACAUGUUAGCUUUAGAUACAAUUCAAAUUCGCCUUGGAUUUACCAGGAUCUUGAUUUUGGAAUUGAUUUGGACACUCGAGUUGCUUUAGUUGGACCAAACGGAGCUGGGAAGUCGACACUUUUGAAAUUGCUCGCAGCCGAUUGUGAACCGACAGAUGGAAUGAUUCGAAGACAUUUACACUGUAAAAUUGGAAAAUAUCAUCAGCAUCUUGUUGAAGAAUUACCUUUGGAACUCAGUGCCCUCGAAUAUAUGCAAAAAGCAUUUCCUGAUGUUCGAGAAAAGGAGGAAAUGCGUAAAAUUAUUGGUCGUUAUGGACUUUCAGGAAGAGAACAAGUUUGUCCGAUGAAACAGUUAUCAGAUGGUCAACGAUGUCGUGUAGCUUUUGCCUGGUUAGCUUGGCAACAACCACACUUGUUACUUUUUGACGAACCGACAAACCAUUUAGAUAUGGAGAGUAUUGAUGCACUUGCUGAGGCUAUCAAUAAUUUUGGAGGAGGAAUGAUUUUGGUUUCCCACGACUUUCGAUUAGUUCAACAAGUUACUGAUGAAAUUUGGGUUUGCGAUAAUAGAAAAGUUACCAAAUGGGAUGGUGACAUUUUCUCCUAUAAACAACAUUUACGUGAUCGUAUUGAGAAUCGAAAAAGAAUAAUGACUGAACGAUGA